Fibroporia radiculosa is the source of this 318-nucleotide messenger RNA. RefSeq lists its product as uncharacterized. The record is from RefSeq and is a predicted model, not a curated record. The transcript has a single exon. Bases 1 to 318 code for a protein of 105 amino acids. NCBI's taxonomy places the organism in Eukaryota, Fungi, Basidiomycota, Agaricomycetes, Polyporales, Fibroporiaceae.
AUGCCCACAUAUGACAUGGGCCUAUCACUGGUUCCCCUGCUUGAUCUUCUUGAUUCUGUCCUGGGCCUUGAUAUCCUGCCUGGACUUCUCAAAAUUUGCCUCCAUGAUCUCAAAGAAGCUGGCAUCCAAGAGUUUCCAUUCUCCCAGCACCAUUACUUGCUCCAAGUGUAUGGCCUGCUUCCAUUCCUCCACCAAUGGCCCCCUGAUGUAAGACAUCACCACCUGGGGUACCAAGUCUAUUUUGUGUUUCCUUUCUGCAAUAAAUUCCUUCAUGUCUCUCCACCAGGACUUGAACUUCUUUCUAUCACCAUCAAAUAA